CUGUCCAGAAACAGUUGAAAUCAAUUGAAAAUAGUUUUAGAGAUUCUUUAGAUGCUGCCAAACAAGCACUUUGGACUUUUAGAGAUUUACAGAAAGGUGUUGAGCAUUUGGAUCAAAAAAUUAGAAUUUUUAUGGGAACUUUCAAAUAUAGCAAAUCAGAUAGUAUUCAAAGAGAAAUAGAAGCAUUAAGAAUAAAAUGGACUUCAAUUCAGGCAGAAAUAAGCAAAGUUCAUCAUCUUAUUAACAUAGCUAUAGAAUGUUUUCAGCUCAUAGAAGAAGCCAAAGACUGGUUUAAAGAAGGAAGUCAAUUGUUAGUUACUAUUGCGCGAAAAUCAUCAUUGUGUAAGACAACUAAUGAUGCAGAGAGAUUAUUAAAAGAAGUUGAAGAUUUUCUCUCAACAGGCAAAAUUAAACAAGAAGAAAGAUUUUAUAAAAUCUCAAUACUUGUUCUUCAAUUGUUUGAAGGAAAAACUCCUAGUAUAGUUCAGCAAUUGACAAUAAGAAGCAAAGACAUGAGCGAAUCAUUAGAAGUAAUUAAAAAAGAAUUAUAUAGUCUUAUUGAAAAUCUGAAGGCAGCUGAAGAAGAACAAGCAAAAGAAAAGAUUAUUAAAGACAUCAAGGCUGAAGCAUCAAGACAAUUUCAUUCAGAAUUUUCAACAAUUAUUCAUAAACCAAUUGAAAUUUCUGAAAAACAAGUCACAACAAUUCAUACAUCUUCUCCAAAAAUUAUUAGAAAGGAGAUAAUUGAAAGUCCAAAACUUCAAAGACGGACAAUUAAUGGAAAACCUCCCAUAUUCACAGUUCCCUUAAACGAUAGCCAAGUGCAAGAAGGAUCCAAAUUUGUAUUUUAUUGUCAAAUUGAAGCCGGCCAUAAUCCUAUAGUAGGUUACAGAAAUUUAUUCAAAAUAUACAUAAAUCAUUAUUUUGGAUAG
Messenger RNA from Centruroides sculpturatus (bark scorpion), 932 nucleotides. RefSeq lists its product as uncharacterized. The transcript is spliced from 5 exons. The record is from RefSeq and is a predicted model, not a curated record. Lineage: Eukaryota; Metazoa; Arthropoda; Arachnida; Scorpiones; Buthidae. The coding region runs from base 132 to 932 and encodes 266 amino acids.